This is a messenger RNA of Trichoderma gamsii, 615 nucleotides long. Its product is annotated as proteasome subunit beta type-2. NCBI's taxonomy places the organism in Eukaryota, Fungi, Ascomycota, Sordariomycetes, Hypocreales, Hypocreaceae. Gene Ontology annotation, biological process: proteasomal protein catabolic process. Gene Ontology annotation, cellular component: nucleus; cytosol; proteasome core complex. The transcript has 4 exons. The record is from RefSeq and is a predicted model, not a curated record. Gene Ontology annotation, molecular function: peptidase activity. The coding region runs from base 1 to 615 and encodes 204 amino acids.
AUGAGGGAGGUUCUUCUGGGAAUUACAGGAAAGGACUUUACUCUCAUCGGCGCUUCCAAAGCUGUCAUGAGAGGAGCCACCAUCCUCAAGGCAUCCGACGACAAGACAAGAGUGCUGAACAAGCACACCCUACUGGCAUUCUCCGGAGAAGCUGGUGAUACAGUACAAUUUGCCGAAUACAUCCAACGAAAUGCCCAACUCUACUCGAUGCGCAACGAGACCGAGCUGUCACCCUCUGGUCUAGCACACUUCGUCCGAGGCGAACUUGCCACCAGUCUCCGAUCCCGAAACCCAUACAACGUAAACCUAUUGAUGGGAGGCGUUGAUCCCAUCACCGGAAAGCCCUCCCUAUACUGGCUAGACUACCUAGCGGCGCUGGCGGAGGUACCUUAUGCAGCCCACGGCUAUGCCCAAUACUACUGCUUGUCGCUCUUAGAUAAGCAUCACCACCCAGAUAUCACACUCGGACAGGGAAUCAAGCUCAUGACGAUGUGCAUAGACGAGCUGAAACGCCGGUUACCGAUUGACUUCAAGGGAAUGACAGUCAAGGCCAUCAAGGCGGACGGAAUUGUCGAUAUAGAGUUUGAUGAUGACCGCAUUGUGAAAAGCGCAUAA